This is a messenger RNA of Microtus ochrogaster (prairie vole), 4451 nucleotides long. It is a transcript of the gene Abcb1, whose product is annotated as ATP binding cassette subfamily B member 1. Gene Ontology annotation, molecular function: ATP binding; ATP hydrolysis activity; ABC-type oligopeptide transporter activity. Gene Ontology annotation, biological process: oligopeptide export from mitochondrion. The record is from RefSeq and is a predicted model, not a curated record. Gene Ontology annotation, cellular component: mitochondrial inner membrane. Lineage: Eukaryota; Metazoa; Chordata; Mammalia; Rodentia; Cricetidae.
GCACACUCAAGCAGCGGUUUCCAGGAGCCGCUGUCCCCAUCUUCCCAGGCUCCGCUACACUCAGGGUCGCAUCUUACAAAUUCCACGUCUUGGCGGACUUUGCGAAGGAAAGCGGAGGUAGAGACUCGAGAGGUUGUGAUGGAGCUUGAAGAGGACCUGAACGGAAGAGCAGACAAGAACUCGAAGAUGGGCAAAAAGAGUAAAAAGGAGAAGAAAGAAAAGAAACCAGUGGUCAGUGUGUUUACAAUGUUCCGCUAUGCAGGUUGGCUGGACAGGCUGUACAUGCUGGUGGGAACUCUCGCUGCUAUCAUCCAUGGAGUUGCACUCCCACUUAUGAUGCUGGUGUUUGGAGACAUGACAGACACCUUUGCAAAUGUAGGAAACAUGCAGCCAAACUUUACUGAUGAAAUUGUAUACAACGAUUCAGACAUUCUUAGCGGCCUGGAGGAUGAGAUGACCACGUACGCCUACUAUUACACGGGGAUUGGUGCUGGCGUGCUCAUAGUUGCCUACAUUCAGGUUUCAUUUUGGUGCCUGGCGGCUGGAAGACAAAUACACAAAAUUAGACAGAAGUUUUUCCACGCGAUAAUGAGUCAGGAGAUAGGCUGGUUUGACGUGCAUGACGUUGGGGAGCUCAACACCCGGCUCACAGAUGAUGUCUCCAAAAUUAAUGAAGGCAUUGGUGACAAAAUUGGAAUGUUCUUUCAGGCAAUGGCAACAUUUUUUGGUGGUUUUAUAAUAGGAUUUACCCGUGGCUGGAAGUUAACUCUUGUGAUUUUGGCCAUUAGCCCUGUUCUUGGACUGUCAGCUGGCAUUUGGGCAAAGAUAUUAUCUUCAUUUACUGAUAAAGAGCUUCAAGCAUAUGCGAAAGCGGGAGCAGUUGCUGAAGAAGUCUUAGCAGCCAUCAGAACUGUGAUUGCAUUUGGAGGACAAAAGAAAGAACUUGAAAGGUACAAUAACAAUUUAGAAGACGCUAAAAAGCUUGGGAUAAAGAAAGCCAUCACAGCCAACAUUUCCAUAGGCGCAGCUUUCCUGCUUAUCUACGCAUCAUAUGCUCUGGCCUUCUGGUACGGGACUUCCUUGGUCAUCUCGAAAGAAUACUCUAUUGGACAAGUGCUCACUGUCUUCUUUUCGGUAUUAAUUGGGGCGUUCAGCAUUGGCCAGGCGUCCCCGAAUAUCGAGGCCUUCGCCAGUGCAAGAGGAGCCGCCUAUGAAGUCUUCAAGAUAAUUGACAAUAAACCCAAUAUUGACAGCUUCUCAGCGAAUGGGCACAAACCAGACAACAUUAAAGGAAAUUUGGAAUUCAGAAAUAUUCACUUCAGUUAUCCGUCUCGAAAAGAAGUUCAGAUCUUGAAGGGCCUCAACCUGAAGGUGCAGAGCGGACAGACCGUGGCCCUGGUGGGCAACAGUGGCUGUGGGAAGAGCACCACUGUCCAGCUGCUGCAGAGGCUCUACGACCCCACGGAGGGCGUGGUCAGUAUCGACGGCCAGGACAUCAGGACCAUCAAUGUGAGGUACCUGCGGGAAAUCAUCGGCGUGGUGAGUCAGGAACCUGUGUUGUUUGCCACCACGAUCGCUGAAAACAUUCGCUAUGGCCGAGAGAACGUCACCAUGGAUGAGAUCGAGAGAGCAGUCAAGGAAGCCAAUGCCUAUGACUUCAUCAUGAAACUGCCCCACAAAUUUGACACCCUGGUUGGUGAGAGAGGGGCACAGCUGAGUGGGGGACAGAAACAGAGAAUCGCCAUUGCUCGUGCCCUGGUCCGCAACCCCAAGAUCCUUUUGUUGGAUGAGGCGACGUCAGCCUUGGACACAGAAAGUGAAGCUGUGGUUCAGGCUGCUCUGGAUAAGGCUCGGGAAGGCCGGACCACCAUUGUGAUAGCUCACCGCUUGUCUACAGUUCGCAACGCUGAUGUCAUUGCUGGCUUUGAUGGUGGUGUCAUUGUGGAGCAAGGAAAUCAUGAUGAGCUCAUGAAAGAGAAGGGCAUUUACUUCAAACUUGUCAUGACACAGACAGCAGGAAAUGAAAUUGAACUAGGAAAUGAAGUUUGUGAAUCUAAAAAUGAAACUGACAACUUAGACAUGUCUUCAAAAGAUUCAGGAUCCAGUCUGAUAAGAAGAAGAUCAACUCGCAGAAGUGUUCGUGCACAGCAGGACCAAGACAGGAAACUCAGUAUCAAAGAGAGCCCGGAUGAAGAUGUGCCUCCGGUUUCCUUCUGGCGGAUCCUAAAGUUGAAUUCAACCGAAUGGCCUUAUUUUGUGGUUGGUACACUUUGUGCCAUAAUAAAUGGAGGCUUGCAGCCAGCAUUUGCUGUAAUAUUCUCAAAGGUUGUAGGGGUUUUUACAAAACCAAGUGAUGAUGAAACCAAACGGCAGGAAAGCAACUUGUUUUCCUUAUUGUUUCUGGUCCUUGGGAUCAUUUCUUUUAUUACAUUUUUUCUUCAGGGCUUCACGUUUGGCAAAGCUGGAGAGAUCCUCACCAAGCGACUCCGAUACCACGUUUUCAAGUCCAUGCUGAGACAGGAUGUGAGCUGGUUUGAUAACCCUAAAAACACCACUGGAGCGCUGACCACCAGGCUCGCCAAUGACGCUGCUCAAGUUAAAGGGGCUACAGGAUCCAGACUCGCUAUCAUUACCCAGAAUAUAGCAAAUCUUGGCACAGGAAUUAUUAUAUCCCUGAUCUACGGCUGGCAGUUGACUCUUCUGCUUUUAGCAAUUGUACCCAUCAUUGCCAUAGCAGGAGUGGUGGAGAUGAAAAUGUUGUCCGGACAAGCACUGAAAGAUAAGAAGGAACUAGAAGGUUCUGGGAAGAUCGCUACUGAAGCCAUAGAGAACUUCCGCACUGUCGUCUCUUUGACUCGGGAGCAGAAGUUUGAAGAUAUGUAUGCUCAGAGCUUGCAGAUACCAUACAAAAACUCUUUGAAGAAAGCUCACAUCUUUGGGAUCACGUUCUCCUUCACCCAGGCCAUGAUGUAUUUUUCCUAUGCUGCAUGUUUCCGGUUUGGUGCCUACUUGGUUGCUCAUGAACUGAUGACUUUUGAUAAUGUUCUGUUAGUAUUCUCAGCUAUUGUCUUCGGUGCCAUGGCAGUUGGACAGGUCAGUUCAUUCGCUCCUGACUACGCCAAAGCCAAAGUGUCGGCAUCGCAUAUCAUCAUGAUCAUUGAGAAAGUUCCUGAGAUUGACAGCUAUAGCACGGAAGGCCUGAAGCCGAGUACAUUGGAAGGAAAUGUGCAAUUUAGAGACGUCAUGUUCAACUAUCCCACCCGACCCGACAUCCCAGUGCUUCAGGGGCUGAGCCUGGAGGUGAAGAAGGGCCAGACGCUGGCCCUGGUGGGCAGCAGCGGCUGCGGGAAGAGCACAGUGGUCCAGCUGCUGGAGCGGUUCUACGACCCCAGGGCUGGGACAGUGUUUCUAGACGGCAAAGAAGCAAAGCAACUGAAUGUGCAGUGGCUCCGAGCACACCUAGGCAUUGUGUCCCAGGAGCCCAUCCUAUUUGACUGCAGCAUCGCUGAGAACAUCGCCUAUGGAGACAACAGCCGGGUCGUGUCCCAGGAUGAGAUUGAGAGGGCGGCCAAGGAGGCCAACAUCCACCAGUUCAUCCAGUCGCUGCCUGACAAAUACAGCACCAGAGUAGGAGACAAAGGGACUCAGCUGUCGGGUGGGCAGAAGCAGCGCAUCGCCAUAGCGCGCGCCCUCGUCAGACAGCCUCACAUUUUGCUUCUGGAUGAAGCAACCUCGGCUCUGGAUACAGAGAGCGAAAAGGUGGUCCAGGAAGCCCUGGACAAAGCCAGGGAAGGCCGCACCUGCAUCGUGAUUGCUCACCGCCUGUCCACCAUCCAGAACGCCGACUUGAUCGUGGUGAUUCAGAAUGGCAAGGUCAAGGAGCAGGGCACCCACCAGCAGCUGCUGGCACAGAAAGGCAUCUAUUUCUCAAUGGUUAGUGUGCAGACUGGGGCAAAGCGCUCAUGAACUGUGACCAUGUAAGAUGUUAAAUAUUUUUUAAUAUUUGUAUUAAUAAACAGCAUUUAAUCAAAGUCAAAAAGAAAGCACUUACUAGAAUAGCUAGUUAUCUGUUUCCUGUCACCAUGAAAAGCAUUUCGUCCAGAGUAGAGUCUUCAGAGACUAUGUAUCAAAGGGACAGAAAUAGAUAUAUCACCAAAUGGAGAGUAAUCAUUUAAAUUGCACUAUAAAAUACAUAAAAGAAUUAAAAGUACAUGUUUGAUAAUAUAUGCUUUUAUUUAUACUUUCUCAUUUGUAACUAUAAUUGAUUUCCUUGCUAAACAAAUUGUAUGUAUCAAAAAUUACUGAAAUGUAUUGUAUAUGUAUACAAGUAAAUGUAUACUAUAUACUUGUAUAAAGUAUAUAUAGUAAAACUAAACUUUUAUAUCCUUUGAAUUAUCUUGUCCAAAAUACAUGUGAAAUUAUAUAUCUAUCAGUUGGAAUAUUGUAGAUAC